Messenger RNA from Brassica rapa (field mustard), 1316 nucleotides. RefSeq names its product palmitoyl-protein thioesterase 1. Gene Ontology annotation, molecular function: palmitoyl hydrolase activity; thiolester hydrolase activity. Gene Ontology annotation, cellular component: intracellular membrane-bounded organelle. Lineage: Eukaryota; Viridiplantae; Streptophyta; Magnoliopsida; Brassicales; Brassicaceae. The record is from RefSeq and is a predicted model, not a curated record.
ACCACCAAGAGUUUCAUUUAUCUCAUCAAACCAAAAGAAACAAAAACACGAUCCGGUCAGCGAAGAGACUAAAUUCGCCGGCGGAGAUCGUCCGGUACCGAAGAAAAUACGAAUAUUUUUUGUCUCUCUCCUCUUCUCCACACCAAAAGCCCUAGAUCAAUGGCUGUUCAUAAGGCAUCGAUUAUUAUUAUUAUUAUUAUUGCCCUAAUAUGCUCUUUCAUUACAAUCGCUUCGUCUGUUCCUUUCAUAGUUCUUCAUGGGAUUGGGGAUAAAUGCAGUAACUCAGGAGUGAAACAUUUCACAGAGCUUUUAAGUGAUUGGUCUGGCUCUCAAGGAUACUGCUUGGAGAUUGGGAAGGGCUCAUGGGACUCAUGGACCAUGCCUCUUCUUGAUCAGACAGCUGUUGUUUGUGACAAGGUGAAAAGUAUGCCUGAGCUGAGUGAUGGUUACAGCAUCGUGGGGCUUUCUCAGGGUAACAUGAUUGGUCGAGCUCUCAUUGAGUUCUGCGAUGAUGCACCACCUGUUAAGAGUUUUGUAUCGGUAGGGGGACCUCAUGCUGGCACUGCUUCCAUUCCUUUCUGUGGUGUUACCUGGAUUUGCAUCAUGUUGGACAGUAUGAUCAAAACAGAGAUCUACAGCGACUAUAUGCAGGAACACUUGGCUCCUAGCGGUUUUCUCAAAAUCCCUACUGACAUUGCGGGUUACAUGGAAGGUUGUAGGUUUCUCCCAAAGUUAAACAACGAACUUCCAGUUAAAAACUCCACUUACAAAGAGAGGUUCUCAAGCUUGGAGAACCUUGUGCUUAUUAUGUUUGAGCAUGAUACAAUACUGAUACCUAAAGAGACCUCAUGGUUUGGAUAUUAUCCUGAUGGGUCUUUUAAGACCAUUCUUCCACCACAAGAGACCAAGCUGUAUACCGAGGACUGGAUCGGUUUGAGAACUUUAGACGAAGCUGGAAAGGUCAAGUUCGUUAACGUCUCUGGAAACCAUCUCCAGAUAUCUCAUGAAGACAUGAAGAAGCAUAUAGUGCCAUACCUCUCUGACAAACCAUCAACAUCAUCUAUUAUAACAAUGGCAGUUUCUGAGCUUUCUAGUGUGGGGAACCCCGUUUUGGACCUGAUUGGUCCGGAGGUGGAUCAGCUUCAGCAUGUGCUGCGUCAUGUCUCAACCUGAUUGUGUUGCUUGUUUGUUUUCUUACUAAACAUACUCGUGUCAUGUUGGGUGAAUCUGAUUGUUGUUGUUAUUAUUACAGAAAAUCUCAGGAGAUAAAAUAAACAUGAUAAGUCCACAGAUAUAUAUAUAUUAUUAUCACAACA